Molecule: messenger RNA, 1737 nt
Organism: Spirodela intermedia
Lineage: Eukaryota; Viridiplantae; Streptophyta; Magnoliopsida; Alismatales; Araceae
Source: the annotation of a GenBank genome assembly
AUGAACAUCUUCCGGUUUGCCGGAGAUAUGACUCACCUCGUCAGCGUCCUCCUUCUCCUCCUCAAGAUCUACGCCACCAAAUCCUGCUCAGGUGAACUCUUCCUGCCUGUUCCUCCCCCCGCAAGCCAGGGAGCGUUGGAUGGAUCCCUCUCUUCGGGAAAUUGUUAUCGUAGAAUAUGAAUAUCGUUGUGCGCGCUUGUGGUUAGGGAUCUCACUGAAGACGCAGGAACUGUACGCGCUGGUUUUUCUGACGCGUUACCUGGACUUGUUCACUGAUUUCAUAUCGAUCUACAACACUGUGAUGAAGGUGAUAUUUAUCACGAGCUCCCUCGCGAUUGUCUGGUGCAUGCGCGCGCAUCCUACCGUCCGGCGGUCCUAUGACAGGGACCAGGACACCUUCCGCCAUCACUUUCUCGUAUUAUUGAGCUUCAUAAUGGCGCUCUUCUUCCCCGACCUUUUUACCACUCGAGAGGUAACUGGCAUUUGUCUGAUUGCAAUUCGACUUCUCUGUAAGAACCUCUAAUAUUUCGCUUUCCUCGCUUUCUAGAGCUGUUAUGGUUAGUGUCAUCGUAGGAAUCACCUUCCCAACGACGUUACACAGAAUUACUGCUGAAAUGAAGAAAUAGAGUUGAAUCACAGUUUAUGAUGUUCAUGUGCUUCUCUCCAGAAGAAGUAAAAUCUGAGGGAAUUUCCGUCUCUGAUCCCCUCAGAUCUAAUGAAGGAAGAAAUCGUUUCCAUUUUCCCUUGCUGCAGGUACUUUGGGCAUUUUCCAUUUACUUAGAAGCAGUGGCUAUCCUUCCUCAACUAGUUUUGCUUCAGAGAUGCAGGAACGUCGACAAUUUAACCACACACUACAUUUUUUUCCUUGGGUAUGUUUUUCUGAAACGUAGUUAUCUAAAUCUUCUUUUUUUUUCUUUCUUUUUUUUUCUUUCUUUUUUUUUUUUUUCUGAUUCCAUCCUUGUUCAUCUUGUCUCUGUUCCUAAUCAAAGGGCAUCUCCCUUCCAUCCCUCUCCUUAUCUCUCAAUCAUUCUUUGAUUUGAGAACCCGACGACACCAAAAUUUCUUAUAAUUUUGAGAAGUUCUAGAAAUCAGCAAUCCUGCACGAUUUUCUUUCACUCUUUACAUGCGUACAAACAAUUAUAGAGGAUUCAAAUAGGAUGAUCUGUCCUUCUAAUUCCAUCUCCUCGUCCCUUCCAUUUCUCUCUCUCACUCACUCACUCACUCUUGUCAAUUUGACGCCAUUAUUACCAUACAUUCCUUACCCAAAAGGGACAUUCGGUCUGCUGGUGGGUGAAGAUGAAGAGGUACCCACACCACCUUCGGACAUGUCUCCUUUUCGUUUCUCAGUUUUCUUCUGCGGCCUUGCAGAUCAUAUCGCGCAUUGUACGUCCUCAAUUGGAUCUACCGCUACUUCACAGAGAAGCAUGCCGGCCGAUGGAUAUGUGAGUUGAUUGGCAGAUGAAAAUCCGACCCACCCACCCACCCACCCUCAUUCCCUCUCCUUCUAACACGAGGUGCAUGGUCUUCUUCAGCGUGGAUCUCUGGCCUCGUGCAGACAGUUCUCUACCUGGACUUCUUCUACUAUUAUUUUAUCAGGUGGAGUGCAGUUCAUCGAGUCUCUGCAAGUUUUCAUCGUCUUUUUAGCCUGCGAGAUAUAAAGUGUGCCUCUUGACUUGCAUCCGGAUUGUUUCCCAUUUCAGCUGGAAGAGCAGUGAGAAGCUUCGCUUGCCAGCGUAG